AUGGCCUCGGUGGCCGCGUGGCUGCCGUUCGCGCGCGCCGCGGCCAUCGGCUGGGUGCCGAUCGCCACCCACCCGCUGCCGCCGCCGCCCGUGCCCAAGGACCGCCGCAAGGCCGACGACGAGAAGCUGCUCAUCAACGUGAGCGGCCGUCGCUUCGAGACUUGGCGCAACACGCUCGAGAAGUAUCCCGACACGCUGCUCGGCUCCAACGAGCGCGAGUUCUUCUACGACGAAGAGACCAAGGAAUACUUCUUCGACCGAGACCCAGACAUUUUCCGGCACAUCCUCAACUACUACCGCACGGGAAAGCUUCACUACCCCAAGCACGAGUGCCUCACAAGCUACGACGAAGAGCUCGCCUUCUUCGGCAUCCUUCCCGACGUCAUCGGCGACUGCUGCUACGAGGACUAUCGGGACCGCAAGCGCGAGAAUGCCGAGCGGCUUAUGGACGACAAGCUAUCGGAGAACGGCGACCAGAACCUGCAGCAGCUCACCAACAUCCGGCAGAAGAUGUGGCGCGCCUUCGAGAACCCGCACACGUCGACGGCGGCGCUCGUCUUUUACUACGUCACCGGCUUCUUCAUCGCCGUGUCGGUGAUGGCCAACGUCGUGGAGACGGUACCUUGCGGUCUCCGGCCUGGGCGCGCGGGCACGCUGCCCUGCGGAGAGCGCUACAAAAUCGUCUUCUUCUGCUUGGACACGGCGUGCGUCAUGAUCUUCACGGCCGAGUACCUGCUGCGCCUGUUCGCCGCCCCGGACCGCUGCAAAUUCGUUCGCUCUGUGAUGAGCAUCAUCGACGUGGUGGCUAUCCUGCCCUACUACAUCGGACUGGGCAUUACUGACAACGACGACGUGUCGGGCGCCUUCGUGACGCUGCGCGUCUUCCGCGUCUUCCGUAUCUUCAAGUUCUCCCGGCACUCUCAGGGACUGCGCAUCCUCGGCUACACGCUCAAGUCCUGCGCCUCCGAGUUAGGCUUCCUCGUCUUCUCGCUCGCCAUGGCCAUCAUCAUCUUCGCCACCGUCAUGUUCUACGCGGAGAAGAACGUCGACGACACCAAUUUCACUUCGAUUCCCGCUGCGUUCUGGUACACCAUCGUCACGAUGACGACACUUGGGUACGGUGACAUGGUUCCCAAGACGAUUGCUGGCAAGAUCGUUGGAGGAGUGUGCUCCCUCAGUGGUGUGCUAGUGAUCGCUUUGCCGGUUCCUGUUAUCGUAUCUAACUUCAGUCGCAUCUAUCACCAGAACCAGCGGGCAGACAAGAGGAAGGCGCAGAGGAAAGCCAGGCUGGCAAGGAUUAGAAUAGCGAAGGCGUCGUCGGGAGCAGCGUUUGUGAGCAAAAAGAAGGCGGCGGAGGCCCGGCUGGCCGCCCAGGAGUCAGGCCUCGAGAUGGACGACUCGUACCACCAAGAGGACAUCUUUGAACUACAGCAUCACCAUCUCCUGCGCUGCCUCGAGAAAACGACUGACCGAGAGUUCGUGGAGAUGGAGGUGCCGUACAACGGGCAGCCGAAGCGGCCGGGGUCGCCGUCGCCGCUGGCGAGCCCGGCACACUCCGCCGCCAGCCACCCCGGGCUGCUGCACGCGUGCUGCGGCCGCUGCUGCGGCCAGCGCUAUCAGGUAGCAAACUUUCCCCCGCGCUCCCUUCCCCGCUUGCAGGUACAGCUACUACCUCCAAAAGACUAG
Messenger RNA from Schistocerca americana (American grasshopper), 1686 nucleotides. RefSeq names its product potassium voltage-gated channel protein Shal (gene Shal). Lineage: Eukaryota; Metazoa; Arthropoda; Insecta; Orthoptera; Acrididae. Gene Ontology annotation, cellular component: membrane; voltage-gated potassium channel complex. Gene Ontology annotation, molecular function: protein binding; A-type (transient outward) potassium channel activity. The record is from RefSeq and is a predicted model, not a curated record. Gene Ontology annotation, biological process: potassium ion transmembrane transport; protein homooligomerization. The transcript is spliced from 4 exons. The coding region runs from base 1 to 1686 and encodes 561 amino acids.